Messenger RNA from Elgaria multicarinata webbii, 3507 nucleotides. RefSeq names its product ring finger protein 6 (gene RNF6). Gene Ontology annotation, biological process: ubiquitin-dependent protein catabolic process; protein ubiquitination; positive regulation of DNA-templated transcription. Gene Ontology annotation, molecular function: ubiquitin protein ligase activity. The record is from RefSeq and is a predicted model, not a curated record. Lineage: Eukaryota; Metazoa; Chordata; Lepidosauria; Squamata; Anguidae. Gene Ontology annotation, cellular component: nucleoplasm; cytoplasm.
UCGCCGGCUACCGCUGAGGGAAGGCGAGGAGAGCAUGGGAGAAGUGGGGCUUUAGAGGCGACUUUCCUCUUAGCCUCCGGGGAGGAAGAGGGCUUCGUGGGCGUCGGCGUGUAGUGGCGCCUGCGGAUGAAGCCGCGGUCUCCGAGCAACCAUCGGCCACACACAUAACCCAGCUACGGCCUAACGUGCUUCAGUGGGUUCCGCUGGGGAGCUGUGAUUGGUCACAUCCCGGCUGCCCCCGCUCGUGUCUAGUUGGAAGUGGUGUCAAUCAUCCUCGCCCCCGAAGACUCUAAGGUGGCCUGGCGAGGAGCGGGGACGUCAGCGCCUCCAGACAAGACGCAGGGAGCCCCGACCAGGGUUCAAAUCCAGCCUGCCUGUUCAAAGAGCACUGAAAGACUGAAUAUGCCCAAAGUAUCUGAGAAGAUUCUCAACAGUACACCUUGUUAGAAAUCUCCGCCCUUUCCUUCUCUUAGGAGGGUUGAAGAAAAAGAAAAUAUUUCAUUCUGGUCUUCCUACAAUGGACUGUUCUAGGUCUUGCUCAGGGGAAGGGGAAGGGCAGUCCGUAUCUCAGAGCCAUAAUGGUGAUGAUGAGAGACGGUGGCAACAGGAACGCCUUAACAGAGAGGAAGCCUAUUACCAAUUUAUUAAUGAGCUCAGUGAUGAAGACUACAGGUUGAUGAGAGAUCGAAAUCUCCUUGGGACUCCAGGAGAAAUUACAGCAGAUGAGCUGCGGCAGCGUUUGCAAGGUGCGAAGGAGCAUAUGGCAUCCCAACCUGACCCAGAAAAUAGAGACUGGGAAGGAGAUUCUGUUGGAUAUUCAGAGACUCUUGGGGAAAACUCAACCAACGACUCCCUGCUAGAGUGGCUGAACACAUUCCAUCGUUCGGGAAAUUCCACCCGUAGUGGACAGAGUGGGAACCAGUCUUGGAGGGCUGUAAGCCGGGCAAACCCAAAUAGCGGAGAAUUCCGCUUUAGUCUUGAAAUAAAUAUAAAUCAUGAACAUAACAGUGGUGAUGCUCCUGGGGAGGAAUUUAACAGCUUCUUGUAUGACGAUACUGACAGAAGACAUAUAGAAAAUAGACCUCUAAUAGUAGACAGCCCAGUAGCCAGCCGAACUAGAAGCAGGACAUUGAGAGAUACUGUUAACCGUGCACUUGCCUCAUCAAGAGUGGGAAAUGUUACUGGUUCGGUGACACAAAACGCUGACGAAACAUCUCAACUUUUCUCAGGCAGACUUAGAAGGAGAAACAGAAGCGCAGCAAGCUUUGCAACACACAGCAACUUUUUAGAUGACAAUGAACAUAACAUUAUUAGGCAAAGGAGAACACACAGAGUUACAUCAGUGAGGUUUCACAGAGGAAGAACUAGAGCAAGAACUCGGAGGAAUACAAGGCAAAGGCCAGAAGUCUUAAGACUAAGAUCAACUUUCAGUAGUCAGUUCCAGUCCCUUUUGGAAAGGAGGCAAGAUACGAAUGUACAACAAAUCGAUACACAAUCUAGUAGGACGCAUACAGUCCAGUCUUCUCCAGAGCAAGGCGAGGAACAAACACCAUCAUUAGGUAUAACUUUGGAAGAGGAAGAAUCUACAAGAGCCCCAGCUGUGCCCAGAAGGCAUCCUACUAUUACAUUAGACCUUCAAGUGAGAAGGGUUCGCCCUGGAGAAAAUAGAGAUCAGGAUAGUAUUGCUACUAGAACUCGCUCAAGGGUGGGCAUGGCAGACAAUUUAGUCACUUUUGAAAGUGAUAGUGAGGGAUUUCGUCGGACCGUUUCACGAUCUGAGCGUGCAGGUAUACGGACAUACGUUAGCACCAUACGGAUACCUCUUCGUAGGAUAUCGGAAACUGGGCUUGGAGAGUCUUCAGCAGCAGCUCUUAGAUCAAUUCUAAGGCAAAUUAUGACCGGUUUUGGAGAACUAAGCUCCUUAAUGGACACCGAAUCAGAUUCUGAAAUUCAGAGGGGUAGUCAGCACUUAUCGGAUAUGCAGUCACAGCUGUCUAACUUGCACACUUUAAGUAGUGUCAGUGAAUUCAGUGAAACGUCACUUAGGAGCAGACCUGCUGAACAAGGCAGCAGGGAAUGGCAUGGAGAGACCCAACAUUACAAUCAAAGUAAUGAAACCCAAGACAGCAGACCGUUUCAAGAUGCAAACACCUUUGUUGAAAAUGGAACGCUUCCCAUCCUUCGUCUCGUGCCCUACCUUUUAUUAGAAGAAGAUAACAGUGAUCAUUUGAGGGGGUUAACUAAAGACCAAAUUGACAAUCUUUCUACCCGGAAUUAUGGAAAUGCCAAUGCAGAUGACAGUGAAAUAAGUAAGACAUGUAGUGUGUGCAUUAAUGAGUAUGUUGUAGGAAAUAAGCUAAGGCAAUUACCAUGUAUGCAUGAGUUCCAUUUUCAUUGUAUUGAUCGCUGGCUUUCUGAAAAUUCCACCUGCCCAAUUUGUCGGCAACCUGUAGUAGCUAAUAUUGCAGGCAAUGGAUGAAUCCUCAAAUACUUGCAUUUCCACACUGUAUUGGAAGCCAGAAGUAACUCUGAAAAAGAGAAGGGGGUAUUCUAAACAUGUUUAAAAUUAGAGAAGAUCUGACUACAUUUGGCAGUGGUAUCUUAAAGUACAGGCAUGAGGGCAAAAUUAUCUUCAUAAAAUUAUAUUUUUCUAUAUUAUUUUGUUAUGCAAAGCACUUCUGAAAUAUAGAAAUUUAAUAGUUUGCGUUCCUAACAGUAUGAUCUUUAUUGAGAUUUCAGUUUGGUUUGUGCAGUUGAUCUUUAUUGAGAUUUCAGUUUGGUUUGCGUGGUUGCCUUUUUUUUUUUUUAGCUGUUUGUUCUAUGAACAAUUCCUUUUUUAAUGUUGCAGAAGAAACUGGAAACCUGGGCACCUGCUAGAAGGUACCUAAGUUAUUUGAAGGACUUGGUUUUAAUGUAUGCUGUAUAUUUUUACAGACGACUCUGCACAUUUUGUUUUAUUUAAAUAUUUCAUAGGCCAUUUUGCAUGCUUUAUACAUGGCUUACUAUUGACACAAUAAUUUUUGAUGUAAAUGGGGUUCUGGGGCAACUGAACUUUUAAUUCAGUGGAGUGAUUUAGAACAGUUUGCCAUUCAACACAUUCAGCCAUGAGAUUAGCGUGGAGGACUGUUAUUCCCCAUAUGUCAGCUCAAUGUUAACUUUAGAACAUUGUUUAAAGACUAUAUUUGACACACCUUUAUACACAUUCCAAUGGAUUUUUAAAACCAUUUUUAAUUUGAAGACGAGAGUGCCAUGGAUAAUUAACUUACCUGAAGCAUGCGUGAUUCAUAUUUUGUUUUGUUUACACUUUAAAUUAUUAGUUGGUGAGACAUCUGCGCCACAUACGAAUGUAAUUCUAUUCAACUUAACAGGGGGAGCUUCCUGAGGAUCAAAUGCCAUAAAUUGUUAAGGGAAUAUGUAUGCUUACUGUAAGAUACCAAAAACAGUUGUAUAUUUGGACUUUAAGACUUAUACAAUACCUGAAAAAGGAAUAAAAUUGCAAAACCAGAA